ACCGGUUGGCUGGUGCUGGUUAGGCCCCGCCCACCGGCGCUGCAGUAACAGUGCAGUGCGCCUGCCACACACCUGAGUGACACACACACACCUGAGUGACACACACCUGAGAUCAGAGCGGGAGCAGAGAGACAGAAUGAGAACGACGGAGAGUUUGCAGCGAUGGAGACCGUUUUAGUGAUCGCACUCUGUUUGCUCUGGACAAGAACAUCAGCGUCAUCGGUCGAGCGACCGCCUGAGCCUCGUCAUGUCCACUUCUACUCAGAGAACCUGAGGAACACUGUGAGGUGGACGCCAGGAGCAGGACCUCCUCGUGACACCAUCUACACUGUGGAGUACGCCCUAUACGGUGAUGAGGAGGAGAGCGGCUCUGAGCGGGUGAGGUGGAGGCGUGUGGAGCACUGCUCCUCCGUCACACAGAACGAGUGUGAUGUGUCUCAGGAGACUUUUAACCUGGAGGAGGAAUACUAUGCCAGAGUCAGGGCUGUCAGUGCAAACACACAGUCUGUGUGGACCGAGAGCACGAGCCGCUUCAGCCCUGCGCUCCACACGAUCCUCGGCGCGCCGCUGCUGGAGCUGAGCGUGCUGCAGAACUACAUAAACGUCACCAUCAAGGGGCCCUUCAGAUGGAGAACCAAGAGGACAAAGAAAGAGAAGUCACUGUGGAAGAUCUUCCCACACAUGAUCUAUAACGUCUCUGUGUUCAACGGCAGGAGCGGUAACACAGCCUACAUGAUGCUUAAAACUGGGAACGUGACGCUGGGCCUUCUGGACUUCUCCAGCCAGAUCUGUGUGAGGGUCCAGGCGCAGUCGGAGUCUCGGCCUCUGGCCUUCAAACCCAGCGAGCGGCAGUGCGUCGAGACGCCCAAAGACCCGUUCAGAGACCAGCUGCUGUCUUCUCUGCUGGGCGGCGUGCUGCCGUCUGCGCUCUGUCUGUGUGUCCUCGCUGUGCUCGGGGGACUCGUUCACUGCUACAUCACUGACCACAGACAGAGACUGCCCAAGAGCACGCAGGUGGUUGAUAUGAGUCAAAGGCUUCACACUCUCCAGCCAGAAAAGCCUCCAACAAUCAUUGUUAACAUAGUCAAAAUGGGAGAGGAGUCAGCUGUGCCUCAGCUGGUGUGUGGUGAGGACUGGUCAGCGGCGGGUGCUCAGGCUCCAGAGCCGCAGCCGGUGGGUUACGCUCAGCAGCUCGCUCUGUUACCGGACGAGGAGGACUCUGUGAGCGUGGACUCUGAGCCGCAGGAGCUGCAGCACAGUGAGGCCACAGAGUACGGCAUCGUGCUGCCGGCCGCCGUCCAAGCCCGGAGCAGCCCAUACCAGACACAAGAGCACACCGUGAACGCCUGUGAGGAUGAGCCAGACGACCAAGACCAAGCACAGAUAUUCCUGGACUGGAGCCCAGAGAGACGAGAACUGAAGAUCCCUCUGACGGGCCUGUUAGGUCUGGAGGACGAAGCUCAGAUCCAGACUGAAGCGGUCACGCUGCUGCCUAACCUCAUCCUGAGACAGAGCUCGGGGGAACACAGCAGGCCGGAGCCGGAGCCGGACGGCUUCAUCAAGAUGGAGCGAGACUGGGGCCUGGUCAUCCGCUCCAGCCCAGACUGACAGAGCAAUGAUGCUGCUGCUUCAGACUCCACACAAGAUGAAGAUCAUUUUGCCAGGUUUAAGGUUUACAUACGAGACAAUAUUAGGGCAGCAAAACGAUUAGUCACGAUUAAUCGAUUCAAAAUCAAAGUUUAUGUUUACAUACUACUGUAUAUGUGUGUGUAGUGUGUAGAUUUAUUAUGUAUACAUAAAUACACACAUAUGUAUAUAUUUCAUGUAUAGAGUUCAUUUGUAAAAACAGAUUACAGAUAAUCAUGUUUUUUUAACGGCAGUUGUGUUGUUUUGAUUAAAAAAUAAUAAACACAAUAAUGAAACACAACAAAAACAUGAUUCAAGAAAAUAAAAAAAUUAAGUUAUCUGUUUUUGCAAAUAAUCACUCUAUAUAUUUUAAAAUGAUCUGUAUGUAAAUACUUUAUAU
Carassius carassius (crucian carp) is the source of this 2026-nucleotide messenger RNA. RefSeq names its product interleukin-20 receptor subunit alpha-like. NCBI's taxonomy places the organism in Eukaryota, Metazoa, Chordata, Actinopteri, Cypriniformes, Cyprinidae. Gene Ontology annotation, molecular function: protein binding. The transcript has 7 exons. The coding region runs from base 163 to 1608 and encodes 481 amino acids. The record is from RefSeq and is a predicted model, not a curated record.